Ostrinia nubilalis (European corn borer) is the source of this 678-nucleotide messenger RNA. RefSeq lists its product as uncharacterized. The record is from RefSeq and is a predicted model, not a curated record. Lineage: Eukaryota; Metazoa; Arthropoda; Insecta; Lepidoptera; Crambidae. The coding region runs from base 1 to 678 and encodes 225 amino acids. The transcript is spliced from 2 exons.
AUGACGACUAAUGUGGACAAAUGGGAAUGCUAUUCUUCAGUGAGCGCUUCAGUGUGUGGCCUAACGAAGUUGUUGGGCAUUUGUGAAAGAUAUGCUCUCAAUCAUGGCCUAACAUACAAUGUAAAGAAAAGUGAAUGCAUGGUCUUUCAGGUCAGAGGAAAACCACCAAUCACAGUACCAUCUGUUAAGCUGAAUGGAAUGCCUAUUAAGAGGGUAGAUCAGUUUAAAUACUUAGGGCAUAUAAUUACUACUGAUCUAAACGACAAUGCUGACAUCGAGAGGGAGCGCAGGGCGCUGUCGGUGAGAGCUAAUAUGAUAGCCCGGAGGUUCGCGCGUUGUUCCACUGAAGUUAAGACUACCCUUUUUAGGGCUUACUGCUCAUCUUUUUACACAAGCAGCCUCUGGAUUAGUUACUCACAAAAACAAUACAGCGCUCUGCGCAUUCAAUAUAAUAACGCAUUUAGAGCGCUGAUGGGGCUGCCCCGAUUCUGUAGCGCAUCGGGGAUGUUCGCGGAAGCGCGAGUAGAUUGUUUUUAUGCAACAAUGCGCAAACGCUGCACAUCCCUGGUGCGCAGGGUGGAGGCCAGCUCCAACAGCGUGCUGGGCAUGUUUGCGUCGAGGUUUGACUGUCGGUACCUGAAUCAUUGCGCAAUGAUUCAUGUGCUGGCAGACCGCUGA